Molecule: messenger RNA, 429 nt
Organism: Aphanomyces astaci
Lineage: Eukaryota; Oomycota; Saprolegniomycetes; Saprolegniales; Verrucalvaceae
Exons: 1
Coding region: 1-429 (142 amino acids)
Source: RefSeq, a predicted model, not a curated record
AUGUACGCUACCAUCGAUGCGGAUGAGCUCAAGGUCCGCACAGGCAUGUUGUACAAGAAGGGAAAACGCGGACUCGUGUUCGGUCGAGCCAACUGGAAGCCUCGGUUCUUUGUGUUAACUUCGAAGGCAUUGCGGUACUAUGCGUCUGCGACGGGGUCGUUGAAGGGCGUGGUGGAUUUGACAGCGUGCGGCCCCCACGACAUCCAAGCGAUGCCGCAGGACUGCCCCAAGACGGGCACAUCGAGCGCUUCCAUUUGGCGUAUAGCCAUCCAAACCCCCACGAGGCGCUUCUUUCUGGCCGCCCAGACGUCCCAUGACAUGGACGCGUGGGUGCACGAUCUGGUUGAAGUCACAACGCAUGGUCUCGGCUGCCGUGUUGAAGAAGUCGAACACGACAUAACAGUACGACGGCGACACGCGAUGCGGUGA